Messenger RNA from Closterium sp. Naga37s-1, 558 nucleotides. The record is from the annotation of a GenBank genome assembly. Lineage: Eukaryota; Viridiplantae; Streptophyta; Zygnematophyceae; Desmidiales; Closteriaceae.
AUGAUGGCGUGCCACGCCCCGAAUCUGACGGCUCUCUGUCCGCGGCUGCGUGAGUGGGCGGAGGAGCGACAUCUCGCGGUCGCCAUACCAUCUCCACCGGACUGUAUCUCCGACUUCCCCGAGCAGCAUCAUUCCUCGCCAUCGCUGCAAGAGCAGCGCCGCCUACUGCUCGGCUCCCGGUGCGGCACUCCCCGUUUCCUCUUCCGCCCCGCUUCCGCCGCUUUCUCAACUUCCGCCGCUUCCGCCAGUUCUUCCCCGCACCCGUCCGCCACCGUCCAUUCCGGCACCGGCCGCUUGAUGAAGCUGGCGCGAUGCGAUCUUCUCGGCUCGCGCUGCGGCACGCCGAGGCGCGCCACCGGAGCGGAUCCGCGGGCUUUUCACCACCGCGCGCGCAGCGUGACGUGGGACCUUCCGCGGGACGAGAUCCCCUUCUCGCACUCCAACCCCGUCCCCUCCCGCGGAUGUCUCCGCCUGCUGCGCGCGGACGUGCUGGGAUCGAAAUGCGGAACGCCCAAGUUCCGCGCACCCGCGGAGCCCGAAGCCAUCUGGAGCGUGUAA